Geosmithia morbida is the source of this 1389-nucleotide messenger RNA. RefSeq names its product actin-related protein 4. NCBI's taxonomy places the organism in Eukaryota, Fungi, Ascomycota, Sordariomycetes, Hypocreales, Bionectriaceae. Gene Ontology annotation, biological process: regulation of transcription by RNA polymerase II. The record is from RefSeq and is a predicted model, not a curated record. The transcript has 3 exons. Gene Ontology annotation, molecular function: chromatin binding. The coding region runs from base 1 to 1389 and encodes 462 amino acids. Gene Ontology annotation, cellular component: SWI/SNF complex; NuA4 histone acetyltransferase complex.
AUGGCUCAGCAGCAGCCCUUGUCGUCGGCGGCCCAGCCGACCGAUAUCUACGGCGGAGAUGAGGUGUCGGCUCUUGUUCUCGACCCAGGAUACUGCAGCACGCGCGUGGGCUGGGCAGGCGAAGACACGCCCAAGUUCGUCCUCCCCUCCUUUUACGGCCACGUCGGCGGGGAGUCCCCGCGCGACCUCUUCGGAGACGAGUACCUGAUCCCGCGCGAGAACCUCGAGGUGCGCAACUACAUGAACCGCGACAGCGUGGUGGAGGACUGGGACGUGGCGCCCAAGGUGUGGGAGAACAUGUUGGUGAAGCGUCUGCAGCCGCAGCGCUCGACGGCGCCGUCCAAGAACGGGCUCAACGACGACCCCAAGGAGCAGCUGGCCGAGGGCGAGGGCAGCGGCGACGUCGCCAUGACGGACGCGGAGCACACGGAGGAGCAGGAGAAGGCGCUGCAGGAGAACCCGCUCCUGGUGACGGAGGCGGCCUGGAACUCGGCCAAGGCGCGUGAGAAGACGACCGAGGUCAUCAUGGAGUCGUGGGGCUGCCCGGCCUUCUGGCUGGGGCGCACGCCCGUGCUGUCGGCCUUUGCGGCCGGCAAGGCCACGGCCCUAGUCAUCGACGUGGGCGGGUCCAACACGUCGGUCACGGCGGUCCACGACGGCAUGGUCCUCAAGCGGUCGAUCCAAAAGUCGCAUGUGGGCGGCCUGUGGCUGUCGUCGCAGCUGCGCAGCAUGUUUGACAGCUCGGAACCCAGGGUGCCCCUGACGCCGACCUACAUGGUGGAGAACAAGACGGCCGUCGACGCCCUGACGCCGGCCAACGCGCGUCUCCGCCACUUCCCCUUCCAGGUGUCAGACUCGUUCCGCGCGUACGAGGAGGAGCGCACCCUGACCGAGUUCAAGGAGUCGGUCGUCGAGGUCUGGCGCGGCCCAGGCCGGCUCAGCGCCCCCGGCAACGAGGACUACGUGCGCACCCAGCCCGGCCGCGUCUUCGAGAUGCCCGACGGCUACAACCAGAUGUGGCGCGAGCAGCGCUUCCGCGCCUCCGAGGGCAUGUUCGACGAGGACGCCGGCUACCCGCUGCCCGAGGCCGAGCGCCUCAACAAGGACCAGACCAUCCCCCAGCUCAUCCGCGCCGCCCUCGAGGCCGUCGACGUCGACCUUCGCCCUAACCUGCUCGGCAACGUCGUCGUCACCGGCGCCACCAGCCUCCUCAACGGCUUCAACGACCGCCUCAACAACGAGCUGACAAACAUGUACCCGGGCGUCAAGAUCAAGAUCCACUCCGCCGGCCUCAGCAGCGAGAGGCGCUUCGGCGCCUGGAUCGGCGGCAGUAUCCUAUCCAGCCUGGGCACCUUCCACCAGAUGUGGAUCUCCAGGAAGGACAUCUAG